This is a messenger RNA of Closterium sp. Naga37s-1, 570 nucleotides long. The record is from the annotation of a GenBank genome assembly. Lineage: Eukaryota; Viridiplantae; Streptophyta; Zygnematophyceae; Desmidiales; Closteriaceae.
AUGGACUAUUACGCCGUGCUGGGCGUGCGGCGCGACGCGAGCUCGCACGAAAUCAAGGCGGCGUACAGGCGGCAGGCCAUGAAGUGCCACCCGGACCGCGUGCACGCUGCUGCUAAGGGCGCCACCAGGGGCGCACAGGACGCCGCUGCUGCUCGCUUCCGAGCCAUCGCCGAGGCUUAUGAGGUGCUGGGCAAUGAGGCGCGCAGGCGUGCAUACAACAGCCGCCGGCAUGCAGGGCGGCAGCGGGCGGGCCAUGGGGGCACGUGGGACUCGUGGCGGAGGCAGCACAGCCACGCAGAGUGGGACGCAGGGCGAACGGACGUGAUUCCAUCAUGCCUUUACCACCAUCCACCCACCCACGUGUGCCUGUGUGCGCCCUGCAGCCUUAUUGUGGGCGGGCUAGUGCUGGGUGGCACAGCAGGGGACUACCUGUGGGCCUCGGCCAACCGAGGGAAAUCAUUUGAGGAGGCGAUGGCAAGAAUGGGUACGAGGAGGCCAGCACCUCCUGUGGCAAAUGCUGACAGUGCUGAUGAUGCCCAAGACACCGGAUGGGGCACAUCGCCCCCGUAG